This is a messenger RNA of Monodelphis domestica (gray short-tailed opossum), 3383 nucleotides long. The record is from RefSeq and is a predicted model, not a curated record. Lineage: Eukaryota; Metazoa; Chordata; Mammalia; Didelphimorphia; Didelphidae.
GAGAGGGAGGGAGGGUGGGAGAGAGAGUAGAGAGACAGUGAGAGAGGGAGAGAGAGGGGAAAGAGUAGAGAGGAGAGGAAGAGUGGGGAGAGAGAGAUUGAGAGAGAGGAAAAGUAGAGAGACAGUGAGAAAGAGAGGGAGAGGAGAGAAAGAGGGAGAAGAGAGAGAGAGGGUAUAGUAGAGGAGAGAGAGAGAGAGAGAGAGGGGAGAGAGAUGGAGAGAGGGAGAGAGGGAGAGAGAGGGAGAGAGUAGAGUAAGAAAGAGAGGGAGAGAGGGAGAGAGAGGGGGGUAUAGUAGAGGAGAGAGAGAGAAAGAGAGAGGAGAGAGAUUGAGAGAGGGAGAGAGGGAGAGAGAGAGAGGGAGAGAGAGAGUAGAGUGAGAAAGAGAGGGAGAGAGGGAGAGAGAGGGGGGUAUAGUAGAGGAGAGAGAGAGAAAGAGAGGGGAGAGAGAUUGAGAGAGGGAGAGAGGGAGAAGAGAGAGAGGGGGUAUAGUAGAGGAGAGAGAAAGAGAGGGGAGAGAGAUUGAGAGAGGGAGAGAGAGAGAGAGGGAGAAAGAGAGAGUAGAGUGAGAAAGAGAGGGAGAGAGGGAGAGAGAGGGGGGUAUAGUAGAGGAGAGAGAGAGAAAGAGAGGGGAGAGAGAUUGAGAGAGGGAGAGAGGGAGAGAGAGGGGGUAUAGUAGAGGAGAGAGAGAAAGAGAGGGGAGAGAGAUUGAGAGAGGGAGAGAGGGAGAGAGGGAGAGAGAGGGGGUAUAGUAGAGGAGAGAGAGAGAAAGAGAGGGGAGAGAGAUUGAGAGAGGGAGAGAGGGAGAAGAGAGAGACGGGGUAUAGUAGAGGAGAGAGAGAGAAAGAGAGGGGAGAGAGAUUGAGAGAGGGAGAGAGAGAGAGAGGGAGAAAGAGAGAGUAGAGUGAGAAAGAGAGGGAGAGAGGGAGAGAGAGGGGGUAUAGUAGAGGAGAGAGAGAGAAAGAGAGGGGUGAGAGAUUGAGAGAGGGAGAGAGGGAGAGAGAGACAGAGUAGAGAGUCAGAGAGAGAGACAGAUGAGAGAGAGAUUGAGUGAGAGAGAGAGGGAGAGUAGAGUGAGAAAGAGAGGGAGAGGAGAGAAAGAGGGAGAAGAGAGAGAGGAAGAGUAGAGAGAGACAAUGAGAGAGGAAGAUGGAGAGAGUGAGAAAGAGAGGGAGAGGAAGAAGAGAGAAAGAGAGGGAGAAGAGAGAGAGAGAAGGGGGGAGAGUGGAGAGUGAGAGAGGAGUAGCCUGCAAUAAAAUUAGAGGUGCAGAGGUAGAGGUCAGAGUCUUGCCUAAGAAAAGUGAUCACUAACUAGCUUUAUUUUGUGGUCUUAGGCAAACUAUUUCCCUUCCCUGGACUGCUGAGUCCUCAUCUACAAAAGGAAAGAGAUGAACUCCUUCAGUAUCUUAAAGGUCCCUUCUAGCUCUAGCAAUGUGUGGUUUUGUGAUUUGGUUUGCUUUUUAAUUGGCCAGGUAGAGGCUUAUAGGCACUCUCUCAGCUGAUCUGAUUUAUGAAGUCUAGAAAGAUUAGCUAAUGGGAUGAGAGAAGGCAGGAUAGAGUUGGGAAAAGUAGGGUGCUGUAAUGGAGAGAAAAGACCUGGGUCCCAGCUUUGCUAAUCAUUUACCUGUCCUGUAUGACCUUAGCAAUCAGGAUUUUAUAACUAUAAAGCCUUUGGUGAUUUCAAGGAUUGCUCUCCAUCCCUGUAUGCAGAAGUGUAUAUGGACUUAGAAUACAGAAAGCAAUGGGAUGCAUAUGUUAAAGAACUCUAUGAAAAAGAGAUCUGUGGGAAGAUGGUCAUCUACUGGGAGGUGAAAUAUCCCUUCCCUGUGUCCAACAGAGAUUAUGUGUAUAUUCGUGAUGGGAGAGAUAUCAAUUUAAAUGGGCGGAUGGUCCGUGUGAUACUGGCCAAGAGCUUUUCCACGCCUGAAAUCCCAGAGAAGUGUGGUGUCAUCCGAGUCAGUGAUUACAGGCAAAGUCUUGUGAUUGAAAGUAAUGGCAAGGAGGGGUGCAAAGUUUCCAUGUUCUACCAUGAUAACCCUGGAGGCACAAUUCCAUCCUGGCUUGUCAACUGGAUAGCAAAGAAUGGAGUUCCAAACUUCUUGCAAGAUAUCCAGAAGGCCUGUAAAAACUAUCCCAAGAAAACAUAGAAGGAGGCAGCUUUAGUUCCAUUUCCACAAACAAUGCACACUGAGUGGUCAGGUCCUGGUGACACCAACUCAGCCUUGGCUAUUUUCCUUUUCUUCCAGAGAACUGAAAGCACGCUUCGGCAUGUCCUCCCUAUUCAUGCUAGUCUUACGCCUCACUUACAAUACUAACUUCCUUUCCCACUCUCCCCACCCUAGCAACAAUUUCCCUCUCCCACAGUUGAAUCUAGGUCAGAUCAGGAAAACUCUGCUUGUUUAUAUUUCUAAAGGAAAGUCCUUACUAGGGAACACAAUUGGUCUAUUGUGCCCUUUAAAAAGGAAGAAAACAAAUCAGAAAAAAAAUCAACAUCCACACCAACCGGUCUCAGGAGGUAGCUUCUUGCUGAACACAGAAGGGUUGGAGGAAAUUUCAUUACAUUCAAAACUGGCUUUGCUUGCACUGGAGCUUGGCCAGCCUAGACCAGGUCACCUACUGCUCUGUAAAUUGGCUUAGGAGAGAGAUUGCCAAUCUACGCAGUCUCAUACAGUCUCAUUCCCACUUGGGGAAGCUUGGGAUCUUCUCAUGGAGUCAAAACAACUCUCCACAUUUUAUGAAUUUCUUUCCUGUCUCCGCUUCCCUACUUCUCUAGCAUUCAUCUAUACAAAUUCCGCCUGGUCCUCCAGAGUAUAUUUUUGUUAGUGUAGCAACCCAUAGAUAACAGUCCCUAACUAGGGAUCUCAUAAAUCUACCCCCCACUGCAUUCUGCUGAAGUGUCCUUACAGGGAGUGAGCUCGGAGGAGACUUAUGGAAUCUAGGGGAUGACUGCUUACCUUGCCCUUAGGACCAGUUUGAUCUAUGGCUUUUAGGACCAGUUGGAUAUCCGGCUGAGGACCAGUUGGCUUUGGGCUUUUUUUUUUCUCAGGGAACCUUCUAGAGUUGACUGCUUCUCCUCUCACCAGAAGACCUCAUGAACUCUUAUUUGACUAACCUGUGCCUCAAAAGUGGUUCCCAUCAGAACCAUACCUAAAUAUUGGAGAAUGAGGAAGAAAGAUAGCAGCAACCUUGAUGAUUUUCUCAGGGGCAAUGUAUACCCAGCAUACGAUGGUACAGAACACUGAUUGUUGCACAUAGAAACUCAGGGUUGUCUGUGUUCGGAAUUACAGGAUGCAGACUGCCACAAUACCUCAGAUUGUGUUUCUUCUGUGUGAAAGGGAAUUGAUUCUUCAAGGCUUGAAUAAAAACAAAACAAAACAAAGAAAA